Molecule: messenger RNA, 904 nt
Organism: Drosophila serrata
Lineage: Eukaryota; Metazoa; Arthropoda; Insecta; Diptera; Drosophilidae
Product: tRNA (guanine-N(7)-)-methyltransferase
Biological process (GO): RNA (guanine-N7)-methylation; tRNA methylation
Cellular component (GO): tRNA methyltransferase complex
Molecular function (GO): tRNA (guanine(46)-N7)-methyltransferase activity
Source: RefSeq, a predicted model, not a curated record
AGUGUCAGCUCUAUUUCGCCAACGUGCUCGCUUCUUGUGUUUUCCUUAAAUAAUGGUGACCACUGAAGGACAGAUCGAGGAUAGGGAUCGAGACCGGGAGCCGGCGGCACUGAAUUGUACCUCAGCGGUGACUGGACUUCCCCAGAAGCGCUACUACCGCCAGCGUGCGCACUCUAAUCCUAUUGCCGACCAUAGCUUCAAUUACCCCGCCCGGCCGCAGGAUGUGGACUGGCGUUCGCUUUACCCCAGCAUCCAGGAGGGGCAACAGGUGAGCUUCGCGGACAUCGGAUGCGGCUACGGCGGCUUUCUGGUCACCCUGGGCGAAAUGUUCCCUGAAAAACUCGCCAUUGGCAUGGAAAUCCGUGUCAAGGUGUCGGACUACGUGGUGGACAGGAUAACGGCGUUGAGGCACAAGAGUGGCGAAACGGGCGCAUACCAGAACAUUGCCUGCAUCCGGACCAACGCUAUGAAGUAUCUGCCCAACUACUUCGCCAAGGGCCAGCUGGAGAAGAUGUUCUUUCUGUACCCGGAUCCGCAUUUCAAGCGUGCCAAGCACAAAUGGCGCAUCAUCAACCAGGCCCUGCUCUCCGAGUAUGCAUAUGUGCUUAAGAAAGGCGGCCUUGUGUAUACCAUGACUGAUGUGGAGGACCUGCACAAGUGGAUUGUGGCGCAUAUGGAGGAGCAUCCGCUGUAUGAGCGUCUCGACGAACAGGAGGCGAAUACUGACCCCAUCACCCCGAAGCUCUACCAGAGCAGCGAGGAGGGUGCCAAGGUGGUGCGCAACAAGGGCGAUCAUUUCCUGGCAAUUUUCCGUCGUUUGUAGCGACGCGUUUUAUUCUUGUAUAAACGUAAACAAUAAUUUAGGCAAAAUAUUGUAAGUAAUAAAGAUCCAUUGUUAAAUUAA